This is a messenger RNA of Pristis pectinata (smalltooth sawfish), 3013 nucleotides long. RefSeq names its product sacsin-like. NCBI's taxonomy places the organism in Eukaryota, Metazoa, Chordata, Chondrichthyes, Rhinopristiformes, Pristidae. The record is from RefSeq and is a predicted model, not a curated record. The transcript has 9 exons. The coding region runs from base 321 to 2357 and encodes 678 amino acids.
GACCACUUGCCUGCAGCUUGGUCCAGUAGACUGCUGGUGACUUUGAACUCAGUUGAUUUGUUCCAUUCAAACCAAUUUUAUUCAGAAUUGUUAAGCAAAAGCAGAGUCUUAUCAUUAUAUUAAUUUGACCUGGAUUUCAUCAGAGGUUACAGAAUUGUAUGCAUAUUGUUCCAUCUAGUUAUCUUCUUCAUCUGGCUUCUAUUCUUUUGGCAUUGGAAGCUGGUUUACACAUUCACAGAGUGUAGCUGUUGCCUGAGCCCUCGGCUACCACCUCACUUGUACUUUGCCUGUUGGGAAGCAGACAGUGGGUGCCCAAGAAAAUGCAACCAUCUAAAAGGUAUACAGCAGCAUCUCUUAUGAUGGCUUCCUUGCUGCAUCAUGAAAGUCGGGCUGGUGGCAGCAUCAACAGCAGUAACAAAAAUAUCAGGAAGAAAUUUGGUGCAACUGCUCCACCAUUUAUUGAUUAUCUGAAAGAGAUACUACGUCGAUACCCUGAUGGAGGCCAGAUUCUUAAGGAAUUACUUCAAAAUGCAGAUGAUGCAGAAGCCAAUGAGGUGGUGUUUAUAUUUGACGAAAGAACUUAUGGGUCCACAUCUUUGUUUAUGAAGGAUCUUAAAAAGUUUCAAGGUCCAGCUCUCAUUGUGUAUAAUGAUUCAGUGUUCUCAGAAGAGGAUUGGCAUUGCAUUCAAACCACAGGAAUCAGUAAUAAACGUAAUGAUCCCAGCAAAGUUGGCCAAUUUGGCCUUGGAUUCAAUACUAUUUAUCAUAUCACAGAUGUACCAAGCAUAUUCAGUGGAAAAUAUAUUGGCAUACUUGACCCACAAGAAAAACUGUUUGGAGAAGAGGAAGCAGGAUAUAUAUGGUCCCUUGACGACCCAGAGGACAGAAAGGUUCUCGAACUCUCCAGAGAUCAGUUCAGACCAUUCAAAUAUGCCAUGGAAGCGAUUGGGACAACAACAUGGACUAAUGCAUUGAAAGAGAAUUAUUUCAAAGGAACAUUGUUUAGGUUUCCUUUGAGAACUGAACCUUCAGAGAUAUUAGCUAGCUUGUAUGAUAGAGAUAAAAUCUUUGAUCUCUUUGACUCCUUCAGAGCAGAUGAAGAUAUGAAUCUCUUGUUUCUAAGAAAUGUUGCAUCUGUCUCAAUUAAGCAUAUUGACACCAGUGGAAAUGUGAAGGUCCUUUCAAAAAUAGCAGCUUUGCAGCCUGAACACUUUACCAAUUUUAAUCGGAACCUCAAUGUUCAAAGCCAAGAACAGGUCUCCAAGGUUAAAACUUCUACCUGUAUCAGAGCUAUUUCUCAAUACUUUGUAAAUGAAAAGCAUCACAAUCACUGGUUAAUAACAAAUUGCACAGGCAUUGCAGGUGAAUGGGGUAAAUUAGAUGAUUUGGCUGAGAAGUUGAGCUAUACACCUUGUGUUGGACUGGCUUUUCCAUUGAAUAAAGUAGAAACGUCAGAAACUAGCACAAGAACAGACUUUGAAGGGCGUCUUCAUUUCUUUCUACCACUUCCAAAUAACGAGGCCAAUAAGACAGGAUUGCCAGUCCAUAUAAAUGCCUUCUUUGGACUUUCAGACAACCGGAGACAUAUCAAAUGGAUCGAAUCAGACCAAAGAUAUGAUGAGGCAGCCCAGUGGAAUGAACUCCUGAUAGAGAAGAUUCUUCCUUAUGCAUAUUGCCAACUCAUUCUGGAUGCUAUUACUCUGGCUAAAACCUCAGUGCUAAAACCUUUAUCAGUGUAUCAAAUCUGGCCAGACCUUGAGAAAAUGAAUCAUAAGGAGCGUUGGGUUAAGGUAUCUAAAGAAACCAUUAAAUGUUUGAUGAAACAUAGUACUCUGUGCUUGGCUGCCAACGAAGAUAACUGGAUAACUGCUGGCAAAGCUAUCUUCUUACUGUGCUAUGAUCAGCUUGAUAUGAAGCAGGCAAUUGAGAAUGUUUUGAUAAAAGAGGCUCAACCUUUGGUUAGAGUCCCAGUUCAUGUAUUUAAGGCCUUGGAAUUUGCUUUAGAAAAUCAAAGUGACUUAAAUGUAAUCACUCCAGCAUCCCUUCGAAACAUUCUUCAACGUUGUGAUUUGUAUACUUUCCCAUAUGAACAAAAAUUACUACUUCUAGAGUAUGUUUUAAGUGAUGAGCAAUACAGUUCCCUCAACAACCUUCCACUGCUGCCACUCACCAAUGGAUCCUUCGUAAAGUUCCAAAUCAGUUCAUGUGAUGAGCCUGUAUUUACCGACUCAACAAAAUUUCCAAGGAUUUUACUUCCAGGACUUGAGGAGAAAUUUUUGCCAGAAGAUCUUAGUGAUACAUUGCUGGACCAUCUAAAGAAGAUUGCUUACAGUCGUAAGAUAUUUGCUUCUGCUUGAGCUUUGAUCAGUAAACUUAUGGACAAGUAAUCUUUGACAGCAUAAUGAUAGCUUAGAUUUUUGUAUUUUGGGUUGAAAACAAAAGGAGAGAAAUCUGAGCUAUUGGGAUGACAUUGGUCUCCAAUGAUAGCAUCAUAUUGGCAAUAGUUAAUCAUCAGCCUGUUUAUGGCCCAAGUAUAAGAUGGACGGUUGAACUGCUAUUAUAAGGAGAAGCAGCAGUUCAGUUUACAUUCGUACCAAAAAUCAAAUUCAGCCUUUGAGAGUCCUUGAAGAUGCAUUUUAACUUUUUUUGUUUGAUAUAUAAUUGUUAUUGAUGCAUUUUAAUUUUUUUUUGUUUGAUAUAUAAUUGUUAUUGCAAAUCAUGUCUUUAUUGUUUUAGAGUCAAAGGUCUACUUUUUUAAACUAUUUGCCAUAUCUAUUGAAAUAUCCAUGUUUAAAACAAUGUCAUGAAUAAGCCAAAAUGCAUUAAAACCACUUUAAACUUUCAAUAUAUAACUACCUUUUUAAUACUAGUUCUUGGCAUCAUUUUUGCAUGUAAUCAUUUAAUGUGGUUCAGAAUUUACAAUGCAGCAAAAUGUGUGUUUUGAUUGCUUUACCCCAAAAUGAGGCACGUGGUCUGGUGGUAUAAUGAGAGCAGGUAAGCCUUUAUAAUAUAA